This is a messenger RNA of Triticum turgidum subsp. durum (durum wheat), 1443 nucleotides long. Lineage: Eukaryota; Viridiplantae; Streptophyta; Magnoliopsida; Poales; Poaceae. The record is from the annotation of a GenBank genome assembly.
AUGGUUGCUAUCGGUGCUACUACCGCCGCCGUCCAAACCCUAGCCCUGAUGCCGCAGCAGGAGGUGCCCGACCAGAUCGCCGCAGGGUGGUUCGCGGUGGAGGCGCCGGAGCGACCGGGGAGCCUCCAGAGGAGCGGCUCCAACAGCCGCCUCAACGCGCAGGCGCCGGAAUUCGUGCCGCGGGUCGCGGCGGUGGUUCCACCGCCACAGCCACCGCCGGCAGUGAUUCGUGUGUUUGCGGUUCCCUCGCCUCCACCUCGCGCGGCUUUCUUUGCGGCUCCCCCGCCUCCCCCGUCGUUCGAGUUCUUCGCGCCGGUGAGGGUUGGCGGUGCAUUUGUGGCCGAGGAGCCAGCUCCGGAGAUGGAGCGCGCGACGCCACCUGUUGCUGAGCCGGCGGUGGACGGGCUUACUGAUGAGGUGGUGCAGAAGAUCACCAAGCAGGUGGAAUACUAUUUCAGUGAUAUAAACCUGGCCACUACGGAACAUCUGAUGAGAUUUAUUAGCAAGGAUCCUCAGGGAUAUGUGCCAAUAUCAGUUAUUGCUGGCUUCAAGAAAAUAAAAGCUUUAGUGCAUAAUAACCCAAUGCUUGCUGCAGCUCUCCGUACCUCGUCAAAACUUGUUGUAAGUGGUGAUGGAAAAAGAGUAAAACGCCGACAUCCAUUUACUGAAUCUGAUAUGCAGGAGUUCCAGUCCCGAAUUGUAGUGGCAGAAAAUCUUCCUGGUGAUCCUUCUUACCAGAAUCUUAUGAAGAUCUUUUCAGCUGUUGGCAGUGUGAGAACAAUUCGUACUUGCUAUCCUCAGACUCCAAAUGGUCCUGGUCCUGCUACUAAUAGAUCUGCCAAGCUAGAUAUGCUGUUUGCCAACAAGCUGCAUGCUUUUGUGGAGUAUGAGACUCAUGAGGAUGCUGAGAAGGCAAUUCUGGAGCUGAAUGAUGAAAGGAACUGGAGAAAUGGGCUUAGAUCACGGCUGCUGAAUACUUGCAUGACAAAGGGUCCAGUAAAAGGGAAAACGGGAGGGCAUGAAGGUGAUGGAAAUGGUGAGGACGACGUCUCCACUUCAAACCAAUCAAACGAGAGACAGCUUGAAGGAUCCUUUCAACUGGCAGAUGUAUUGCCAGAGCACCUGUUUGAUGAGAACAGUGACAAGCAAGGUCCAAAGCAUGGCAAAGGCCGUGGGUGUUGCGGUAAAGGCCGAGGCCGUGGCUACCAUCAACUGAACAACUAUCAUCAUCACAUUCACAAUGGCAGCAACCAUCACCAGGUUAUCAACAGUCGUGGCAGCCAUCCAGUUGGGACACCACCGAACACCCAGCUUAUCAUGGUCGAGCAGCUACUACCUGUGGCAAACAAACAGCCACCUGGCCCACGAAUGCCUGAUGGCACUCGUGGUUUCGCCAUGGGCAGGGGGAAGCCAUCAUCAGCUUCGUGCGCCGUCGAGCUUUAA